ACCAUCAAGCGCUGCACUUGUCGCACUAUAUAAUAUUAUCCCUUUUAGUAAACUGGAAAAAAUUAGUGGAUAUAACGUAUUACAAAUAAGCGAGUGCGGGUCAGGAGCUAGAGCCACCCUUACUUUUCCCAGGAUCAAACAUCAUUAUCUUCUAUAUCCCAGGCUUUACAUAACUCCUGGAGUUUACCUGGAGAGAGUUCCGGGGGUCAACGCCCCCGCGGCCCGGUCUGUGACCAGGCCUCAUGGUGGAUCAGGGCCUGAUCAACCAGGCUGUUACUGCUGUCUGCACGCAAUCCAACGUACGAGACAAAGCCCGGCUGGUCAGGUGGACUCAGAGGAGGAAGAGAAGAUAAAGAAGAGGAUAUAAGACGAGAGGAAGGGAAGAGAAUAGUGAUAAUGGCUGGACUUGAGAGCAAGGCGCCUCUCCGACCCGUCCGCAGGAUACAGUUUGGUAUCCUCAGUCCUGAUGAAAUUCGUCGUAUGUCUGUGACUGAGGGCGGCAUCAUGUACUCAGAAGUAUACGAGAAUGGUCGUCCCAAGCUAGGCGGUCUGAUGGACCCCCGCCAGGGUUGUCUGGACCGCAAUACUCGCUGUACCACCUGUGCUGGUAACAUGACCGACUGUCCAGGCCACUUUGGCCACCUGGACCUGGCCAAGCCUGUCUUCCAUGUUGGUUUCCUCACCAAGACCGUCAAGAUUCUACGUUGUGUGUGUUUCUAUUGCAGCAAGCUGCUCUACAACACGCAACAUCCAAAGGUGAGGGAGAUAGUGACCAAGUCGAAGGGACAACCUAGAAAGCGACUCCUACAUAUAUACAACCUGUGUAAGGGAAAGAUGAUCUGUGAGGGAGGAGAUGAACUGGAUAUUACAAAGGACCCAGACGACCCUACCAAGUUCAAGAAGGUGUCUGGCCACGGUGGAUGUGGACGGUACCAGCCCAAUGUAAAGAGAGUGGGACUGGUGGUGGCUGAGUGGAAGCAUGUCAACGAGGACACACAAGAUCGCAAGCAAACUGUCACAGCUGAACGAGUCUAUGAAAUCAGACAUAUUUCCGACGAGGAGUGUUACCUACUGGGAAUGGAUCCUAAGUUUGCUCGGCCGGACUGGAUGAUUCUCACAGUCUUGCCGGUCCCGCCCUUACCCGUCCGCCCGGCCGUUGUUAUGUACGGAUCUGCUCGCAACCAGGACGACCUCACACACAAGCUGGCCGACAUUAUCAAAUCCAACAACGAAUUGAUCCGCAACGAGCAGUCAGGCGCCGCCGCUCACAUAAUUUCCGAAAACUUGAAGAACUUACAAUUCCACGUAGCCACUAUGACAGACAACGAUAUGCCCGGUAUGCCCAGGGCACUUCAGAAGUCAGGAAGACCCCUCAAGGCUCUCAAGUCUCGCCUCAAGGGGAAGGAGGGCAGGAUUCGUGGAAAUCUGAUGGGCAAGAGAGUGGAUUUUUCAGCGAGGACGGUAAUCACAGCGGACCCUAACUUGAGGAUUGACCAGGUGGGCGUACCUCGCUCCAUCGCUCAGAACCUCACCUACCCGGAGAUUGUCACCCCCUUCAACAUUACCAAGAUGAUGGAGCUGGUGAAGAGAGGCAACAACCAGUACCCAGGUGCCAAGUAUAUCAUGAGAGACAACGGUGCCCGCAUUGACCUGCGCUACCACCCCAAACCCUCUGACCUUCACCUGCAGUGUGGAUAUAAGGUGGAACGUCACAUCACGGACGGUGACCUUAUUAUUUUCAACAGGCAGCCCACACUGCACAAGAUGUCUAUGAUGGGUCACAAGGUCAAGGUGCUGCCCUGGUCAACCUUCCGCAUGAAUCUCUCGGUAACUUCCCCCUAUAACGCUGACUUUGACGGGGAUGAGAUGAACCUUCACGUGCCCCAGAGCAUGGAGACGCGAGCUGAGAUCGAGAACCUCCACCUGACUCCAAGGAUGGUGGUCACACCGCAGUCCAACAGACCAGUCAUGGGUAUUGUCCAGGACACACUCACUGCUGUCAGGAAGAUGACUAAGAGGGAUGUCUUCCUUGAUAAGGCUGAGAUGAUGAAUUUACUGAUGUUCCUGCCCAUCUGGGACGGUCGUAUGCCCCACCCGGCCAUACUCAAACCCAGGCCAUUGUGGACCGGCAAGCAGAUCUUCUCUCUGAUCAUCCCAGGCAACCUCAACCUGGUCAAGACUCAUGCUACCCAUCCUGAUGACGAGGAUGAUGGGCCCUACAAGUGGAUCUCUCCAGGCGACACCAAGGUGCUGGUGGAACACGGAGAACUGAUCAUGGGGAUCCUGUGCAAGAAGACACUGGGAGCAUCUUCAGGUUCAAUGUUACAUCUGGCUUGGAUGGAGUUGGGUCACGAGAUCGCUGGUCGCUUUUACGGCAACAUCCAGACAGUGGUCAAUAACUGGCUAUUGCUGGAGGGUCAUAGUAUUGGCAUCGGGGACACCAUCUCUGACCCCAAUACAUACAGGGUCAUCCAGGACACCAUCAAGAAAGCCAAGGAGGACGUGAUAGAGGUAAUCCACAAGGCUCACAAUGAUGAGCUGGAGCCUACACCAGGCAACACCCUCAGGCAGACCUUCGAGAACCAGGUCAACCGCAUCCUCAACGAUGCUCGAGACAAGACUGGAGGCUCAGCCAAGAAGUCCUUGACGGAGUACAACAACCUCAAGGCCAUGGUGGUGGCUGGUUCCAAGGGCUCCAACAUCAACAUUUCCCAGGUUAUUGCCUGUGUGGGCCAGCAAAACGUUGAGGGUAAGAGAAUUCCCUUCGGUUUUCGCAAGAGAACACUGCCACACUUCAUCAAAGACGACUACGGCCCAGAGUCUCGUGGGUUCGUCGAGAACUCAUACCUAGCUGGCCUUACUCCUUCAGAGUUCUACUUCCAUGCUAUGGGAGGCCGUGAGGGUCUAAUUGAUACGGCUGUAAAGACUGCUGAGACAGGCUACAUCCAACGGCGACUCAUCAAGGCCAUGGAAAGCGUGAUGGUCAACUACGAUGGUACUGUCAGAAACAGUGUGAGUCAGGUCAUCCAGUUGAGGUACGGCGAAGAUGGUCUUGCUGGCGAGUUCGUAGAGUUUCAAAACUUGCCCACGAUCAAGCUCUCCAACCGGCGCUUCGAGGACAAAUACCGCUUUGAUGUGUCCAAUGAGCGCUACCUGAGGAAGCUCUUCACGGAGGACGUGGUGCGGGAAUUUCUGGGGUCCCCGGACUCCAUCAGUAGCUUGGAGAGGGAGUGGCAUCAGCUGCAGGAGGACAGGAAAGUCCUCCGUCAGGUCUUCCCCAAGGGUGAUACCAAGGUGGUGCUGCCUUGUAACCUGGAGCGGAUGAUCUGGAAUGUGCAGAAGAUCUUCCACAUCAACAAGAGAACCCAGACGGACCUGUCUCCCAUACGUGUAGUGGAAAGCAUUCAGACAAUGCUGGACAAAUGUGUCAUUGUCUCUGGUAACGACCGCAUCAGCAAGCAAGCCAAUGAGAAUGCUACGUUCCUCUUCCAGUGCCUGGUGAGGUCAACACUUUGCACCAAGAAGGUGGCUGAGGAGUAUAAACUUACCACUGAGGCCUUCAACUGGCUUGUAGGAGAGAUAGAGACGAGGUUCAACCAAGCCACUGCAGUACCUGGUGAGAUGGUGGGGGCGCUGGCUGCUCAGUCACUAGGUGAACCAGCCACACAGAUGACCCUCAACACCUUCCACUUCGCCGGUGUCUCCUCGAAGAAUGUGACACUGGGUGUGCCGCGUCUGAAGGAGAUCAUCAACAUCAGUAAACGACCAAAGGCGCCGUCCCUCACGGUGUUCCUGGUGGGUGCAGCUGCCAGGGAUGCAGAGAAGGCUAAGAAUGUCCUUUGUCGUAUGGAACACACCACUCUCAGGAAGGUGACGUCCAACACAGCUAUCUACUAUGACCCGGACCCUCAGAAUACCGUGGUGGCUGAAGACCAGGAGUUUGUCAAUGUCUACUACGAGAUGCCAGACUUUGAUGUCUCCAGGAUUUCUCCCUGGUUAUUGAGGAUUGAACUGGACAGGAAGAAAAUGACAGACAAAAAGCUGACAAUGGAGCAGAUCUCUCAGAAGAUCAACUCAGGUUUUGGCGAUGAUCUGAACUGCAUCUUCAAUGAUGACAAUGCUGAGAAGCUGGUGCUAAGGAUCCGCAUUAUCGUAGGAGAUGACAAACUUAAUGAAGAACCAGAGGAACAGGUGGACAAGAUGGAGGACGACACCUUCCUGAGGUGCAUCGAGGCCAACAUGUUGAACGACUUGACAUUGCAGGGGAUUGAAUCCAUCUCCAAGGUGUACAUGCACUUGCCUCAGACUGACGAGAAAAAGCGCAUUGUCAUCAAUGAGCAUGGAGAAUUUAAAGCUAUAGCAGAGUGGCUGCUGGAGACUGAUGGCACUGCCCUCAUGAAGGUCCUCUCAGAGCGCAAUGUCGACCCCGUCAGGACUUCCUCCAAUGAUAUCCUAGAGGUGUUCGAGGUGCUGGGAAUUGAGGCUGUCAGGAAGUGUAUUGAAAAAGAGAUGAAUGCUGUGCUUAUGUUCUAUGGCCUCUAUGUCAACUACCGCCAUCUGGCCUUGCUCUGUGAUGUCAUGACCAGCAAGGGCCACCUUAUGGCCAUUACUCGCCACGGUAUUAACCGGCAGGACACUGGCGCCCUCAUGAAAUGUUCCUUCGAGGAGUCCGUAGAUGUUCUGAUGGAAGCUGCAUCGCAUGCUGAAGUCGACCCCAUCCGUGGUGUGUCAGAGAACAUCAUGCUGGGCCAGCUACCCAAGAUUGGCACUGGAUCCUUUGAUCUAGUGCUCGAUGAUGAAAAAUGUAAGCUGGGUAUGGAAGUACCCAUGCCCGGGGCAGCCAUGAUGCUUCCUGGUAGCAUAUUCAAUGAGGCUUCACCAUCCUCAGGCUUGACGCCCUCUCAGACACCAUGGGCCUGUGGCUCCACACCCUCCAUGUCUCCUUAUGGAGGCUGGACCCCUGGGGUAGGUAGCGGCAUGACUCCCGGGGGUCCAGCUUUCUCCCCAGCUGCUGCAACAGAGACCACGGGUCUCUCCCCAGGAUACUCCCCAGCCUGGUCACCCCAGCCAGGCAGCCCAGGCUCUCCUGGGGGCAUGAGUCCUUAUUUCCCCAGUCCAGCGAGUGCUGUGUCACCGUCAUACUCCCCCUCUUCCCCAGCUUAUCACCCCACCUCCCCAGCCUAUCACCCCACCUCCCCAAGCCUUACUCCUGCUUCACCUGGCUAUUCCCCAACUUCCCCAACAUACAGCCCCACAAGCCCUCAAUACUCUCCAACUUCUCCCCAAUAUUCCCCCACAUCUCCCUCUUAUUCCCCAACCUCCCCUUCAUAUAGCCCCACCUCCCCCUCAUACUCCCCUACUUCCCCCUCCUACUCCCCAACUUCCCCCUCCUAUUCUCCCACCAGUCCCUCCUACUCCCCAACUAGUCCCUCAUAUUCCCCUACCUCCCCUUCUUACUCUCCAACCUCCCCCUCCUACUCACCCACCUCCCCAUCUUACUCCCCUACCUCACCGAGCUACAGCCCCACCUCCCCUUCUUACUCCCCAACCAGCCCCUCCUACUCUCAACAUCACCAUCUUAUUCCAACCUCCCCCUCCUACUCCCCAAGCUCUCCAAGUUAUGUACCCAACUAUUCCCCAUCCUCCCCAGGAUACUCCCCCACCAGUCCCUCUUAUUCCCCAACCAGUCCUUCAUAUUCCCCAAGCUCCCCACAAUACUCCCCAGCCUCACCCUCUUACUCUCCCACUUCUCCCAAGUACUCCCCGACCAGUCCAAACUACUCCCCAACCAGUCCAACGUACUCCCCUGGUUCACCUUCUUACUCCCCUUCUCCCAAGUACUCCCCCACCAGCCCCACAUACUCACCCACCUCACCAUCUUACUCACCCACCUCGCCAAAAUACUCACCCACCUCACCAACCUACAGUCCCUCCAGCCCCCAGUACUCACCCACCAGCCCAAAGUACUCACCCACCUCACCAAAAUACUCACCCACCUCGCCAACUUACAGCCCAUCCAGCCCUAAGUACUCACCCACCUCACCCACCUACAGCCCCAGCACCCCAGGCUACAGCCCCUCCUCACCCACCUACUCUCCAAGUCUCGCAGAUGAUGACGAAGAACAACAAAAUAAACAGAAGAAAAAAGUCAAACGCUAAAUUCACGUACUUAGUGUUAAAUCUUAAUGCUGGUCAGGUUCGUGUUUUACUUCUGUGAUUUUUUCUGAUAAUUAUUUAUGUGCUUUAAUAGAUACAAUAAGAUCACAGUAAACAAGUGAUAUUACAGUAUGCAAAAACCACCACUGUGAAGAAAUAGUGAAAUUCCAAGCACUUUCUUGGUAAUGUGAGGAAUCACAGAAGCACUUGGAAUUUCACUAUUUUUUCAAUGGUUGUUGUGCAUGUUUUAAUAGAUGAUUUUCUUCAUUCUUAUUUUAUAACAAAUCUUAUUUAACUUUUGUGAAAAACAGACAAUUUUGAUUUUAGGUUCUUGGAUUUCAGUUUUAUGUUGGUUAUGCAAAUUCUUGUUAGAUAACUAACAAGUUGAUAAAUGAGACAUUUGUGCACCAUUUGGGUGUCUUUGUUCUGGAAACAUUUUGCCAGCCAGUGCUGAGAAACUGUUGCAAAAGUGUCUUAUUUGUAAAGAUGGAUGUGUAAUUUAGGGACAAUGGGAUUGUUUUUUGUUAAUAAAUACAGGUCCACAUCCCUUUAUCUGAAAUUCGAAAAGUUCCGAAAACUGAAGUUUUUUCGUGGAGUGUGGAGCAUCAGUCAUCUCUACAUAACUCCAACGCCGCCACGUGGUCGCGUGACCCAGCACUGACAGCCACAGUGGCAGGUGUCAGUUGUGUCUCAGCGCUUGUAGUGUUCACAUGUGUGUCUGCUGUUUGCUGAUAUUUUGUUUUUGCUUUAUAUUUUGUGACUGUGUCUAUAAUUAUCCCAUUAUUUCAUUUAUCAAUACAUAUAUUACUCUAUAAAUACACUGUAGUAGUAUUUGUAGUCUCAUUUAUCCCACUUAGUGAGUAUUCAUACAUUUUUGCUGCAGUGGUAACGUUUGAUUAUGGGGUGCUGCCCUAGACCCCACCUUCAUUCUGAAAUUUGAAACACUAC
Molecule: messenger RNA, 7104 nt
Organism: Cherax quadricarinatus
Lineage: Eukaryota; Metazoa; Arthropoda; Malacostraca; Decapoda; Parastacidae
Source: RefSeq, a predicted model, not a curated record